AUGCAGGACGUAACAGGACAUGCGGAGUGUUUUGGACCUGCCAUGGCGCUACUCGACCUCAGCUCUGCUGCGACGGAGAAUUAUACUGGAGAGAUCAUGCCGUUCACUUGCGUGUACGUGGAGGACGCCUCAGCUGUUCACUUUGGGGAUUCCACCUCCGAGACAGCCGUGGCGUCCCUGAACUACCAGUAUAUUUGCGUCGGUGUCAUGACGUCGACCGCAAGCAGCACGGUCUCGGAGAUAAGCACGAGCGCCACGUCCUCGCUGACGUCGUUGACAGCCACGACCGAGUCGUACAAUGACUACACGCUGCUGCCCAUUUGGACCGUGAGCAGCACUGUGACCACCACAACGAACACGGCGGCACCAUCUCAACUAAGCGGGUCGAUUGAGCUCAUCGUCGUGGGUACAGACGAGAUCCGUAACAGCACGGAGGCAGAGGUGGUGCUAGAUUCUUGCGGCCGCACUCUCGCUCAACUCGUGGGCGUGCCAGCGAGCUACGUCAGCGUGGCGUUCGCGGAGUCCCGGAGGCUCAGGGCUGCACCGCGCCAGCUCUCCCAGAGCGUCGUCGAGCUGACAUACAUUAUCCGCGUUCCCGCGGAUAGUGACGCUGCUGUGGUGAAGUCGACUCUCGAAAGCAUCAGCGUGGACGAUUUCGAGGCCAUUCUUCAGGACCACAUCGACUCGAGCGUCGGGGAGGGCGAGCUCUCCGUCUCCGUGCUCCUGAUCACGGGGCCCGGCAGCCUCGUGGACACGGCGGCCGACGCCCCCGCGGCGGGGCCGCACGAGGCCCAGGGCUCGUCCGUGAUGGUGGUCGUCUUCCUGACGGUGGGCUGCUACGUCGGCUGUGCGCUCCCGGCCCUGGCGCUGGUCUGCUGGCGCUUCUACCUGCGCGCGGCGCCGCGCGAGGGUCGCGCGCGGGCCGCCCAGGGCCGCGCCUACACCGAAGACGUGCCUGGCGCCGCGCUCGCCGGGGAGCCCAAAGACGCGGUCAAGGCUCGGGGGAGGCGGCCCACUGCGGAGCCCCGCCCGCCGACGGGCCCGAGAGGCGCGCCGACCAGCCCACCCGCCGCGCCGCCCCCGAGCGAUCCCGUCCCGAGGUGGCUCGUGCCGCCCGCGCGGGUCGAGAUGCCAUCCGCUCCCUCUGCCCAGGAGGCACCCGGUUUUCCGUUCUCCGCGUGCUGUAACCCGCACGUGUAG
This is a messenger RNA of Prorocentrum cordatum, 1200 nucleotides long. The record is from the annotation of a GenBank genome assembly. Lineage: Eukaryota; Dinophyceae; Prorocentrales; Prorocentraceae.